Monomorium pharaonis (pharaoh ant) is the source of this 2167-nucleotide messenger RNA. Its product is annotated as pyruvate kinase. The record is from RefSeq and is a predicted model, not a curated record. The coding region runs from base 205 to 1794 and encodes 529 amino acids. Gene Ontology annotation, molecular function: pyruvate kinase activity; magnesium ion binding; potassium ion binding. The transcript is spliced from 8 exons. Gene Ontology annotation, biological process: glycolytic process. Lineage: Eukaryota; Metazoa; Arthropoda; Insecta; Hymenoptera; Formicidae. Gene Ontology annotation, cellular component: cytoplasm.
UAUGCUAGAGUUUGUGUACUAUCCUCUUCUUCUUUAAUCUGUGGAUAAGAAUCGUUAAAAAGUGACCUUUUGCGUCCUUAAAACGUCAGUUUGUUGCAAACUGUUGGAUAGUUUAAUUCGUUCUGUCGUCGAUUUUCUGUUCACAACAGUCUAUUUGGAUUCUCGUUUCCGUUUACCAAAUACACGAAACAAAAGCCUACCAAAAUGGUUUGGAUCACCGCUGACGAUCAGAUGGCUGGCAAGCCAAACACCCAAGCGUUAUACGCUCAAAGUCAAUUGGAUCACAUGUGUGCCCUGGACAUUGACAGUCGAGUAUCCUUCGUUCGUUUAUCUGGUAUCAUUUGUACAAUUGGUCCUGCAAGCAGAUCCGUGGAGACCUUAGAGAAAAUGAUUGAGACAGGGAUGAACAUUGCUCGAUUAAAUUUCUCUCACGGAUCCCAUGAGUAUCAUGCUGAAACCAUCGCCAAUGUUCGCCAAGCGCAGAAGAAUUUAACUACCCGUGCUGGUAUUAACAUCCCUGUUGCUGUUGCUCUCGAUACAAAGGGUCCUGAAAUUCGUACUGGUCUUUUGGAAGGCGGUGGUUCAGCGGAAGUUGAAUUAGUUAAAGGUCAGACCUUUAAACUAUCUACUGACAAGGCAUACAUGGAAAAAGGAAAUAAUCAAGUUAUCUAUGUUGACUACGAAAAUAUUUCAAAAGUGUUGAAGACAGGGAAUCGCGUAUUCGUGGACGAUGGUUUAAUUUCUUUAAUUGUUAAUGCUGUUGGCCCCAAUUUAAUUUCAACAACUGUUGAAAAUGGUGGUAUGCUGGGCUCCCGCAAAGGUGUUAAUUUACCAGGAGUACCAGUGGAUCUUCCAGCAGUGUCGGAAAAAGAUAAAUCUGAUCUUCAAUUUGGUGUUGAACAAGAAGUCGACAUGAUAUUUGCUUCUUUCAUCAGAAAUGCUGCUGCAUUAACUGAAAUCCGUGCUAUUCUUGGUGAUAAGGGUAAAAACAUCAAAAUUAUAUCGAAGAUCGAGAACCAACAGGGCAUGACAAAUCUUGAUGAAAUUAUCGAUGCAUCCGAUGGUAUCAUGGUAGCACGUGGUGACUUGGGAAUAGAAAUACCGCCACAGAAGGUAUUCCUGGCACAGAAGUCUAUGAUUAGCCGGUGCAACAAAGUUGGCAAACCAGUAAUUUGCGCCACGCAAAUGCUAGAGUCUAUGGUGAAAAAACCACGUGCCACAAGGGCCGAAACUUCAGACGUUGCUAAUGCUAUUCUUGAUGGUGCUGAUUGUGUUAUGUUGUCAGGUGAAACAGCAAAAGGAGAUUAUCCUUUGGAAUGUGUUCGCACAAUGGCUAACAUUUGUAAGGAAGCAGAAGCUGCAAUUUGGCAAACUCAAAUCUUCCACGAUUUAUCGAACAAAGUUCUUCCACCUAUUGAUGCUACACAUGCUGUCGCUAUUGCCUCUGUAGAAGCAUCUGUUAAAUGUUUGGCCAGUGCUAUCAUUGUCAUUACAACAUCUGGCCGAUCUGCACAUUUAAUCGCGAAAUAUAGGCCUCGUUGUCCCAUUAUUGCAGUUACCAGAUUCCAUCAAGUUGCUCGACAAGCGCAUUUGUACCGUGGAAUAUUACCAUUGUACUAUGAAGGAGCACCAUUAGCCGAUUGGGUAAAGGAUGUGGACGUGCGUGUACAAUUCGGUUUAAAUUUUGGUAAAAGUCGUGGUUUUAUUAAAACUGGCGAUUCCGUAAUAGUUGUGACAGGAUGGCGGCAAGGCUCGGGCUUCACGAAUACACUUCGCAUUGUGACCGUCGACUAAACUCACAUUAUACUGAAAAGUUGUAGGAAACAUAGUUUUCGUGAAUAUAAUGCAAAGGAUUACCAAGUGAUACUUGAACUAUUUACAUUACCAUGUAGGUAACUGUAUAUGAUUAUUUUACGAGUUACAUUAAAUACAGUUGUGACACUAUCUUAAUAGUAAAUCCAGUAUUUAUUUAUUAAAAUACGAUACACAAAGAAAAUGUAUAAAUGUGUAUGCAUGCAGGCGUGCGCCCGAGCGCGCAUGUGUGUGUUGGCGACACGAACUUGUUACAAAAGUAAAUGGAAAGCAUCCAUUGUAAAUCUUAAAAAUUAACAAAACAAAUCAAUUCAAAUGUAUUUACUUUGUGCAAUACUAUUCAAUGACGCUUAAA